AUGGCCCGCCUGCUGGGCACCCUGCGCAGCUCCCAGCCCGUGGCGCGCUUCCAGCGCUCCUGCGGGCUCUUCCCCGCCGGCGAGGAGGGCGGCGGAGGCAGCAGCAGCAGCAGCGACCCCGCGGACGGGUCCCGGGACCGCGGUGCCUGCAAUGGGGCGGCCGCGCUGCGCUGCCGAGCACCCCCCGGCGGGGUGCGGAGCGGCCGCGGCCCGCAGGGCUGCACACAGAAGUAUAUUGUGAAGAACUACUUCUACUACUACUUGUUCAGGUUUUCAGCUGCUUUGGGUGAAGAGAUUUUUUACAUCACUUUCCUCCCGUUUACCUACUGGAAUAUUGACCACUCUGUAUCUAGAAGAAUGAUAAUUGUUUGGUCUAUUGUGAUGUACAUAGGCCAGGUCUCCAAGGACAUCCUCAAGUGGCCUCGGCCCCUCUCACCACCUGUGGUCAAGCUGGAAAUGAGGACGAAUGCGGAGUACGGAAUGCCUUCCACCCACGCCAUGGCAGCCACAGCCAUCUCCUUCUCCUUUUUCAUUGCAACCAUGAACCAGUACAAGUAUCCAUUUGAACUCGGCCUGGUAGCAGCGUUCGUGUUUUCGACCCUGGUGUGUCUGAGCAGGCUCUACACGGGGAUGCACACAGUCCUGGAUGUGAUCGGCGGAGCACUGAUUUCGGCCGUGCUGCUCGUGCUCUUGUAUCCUGCGUGGGACAUGAUAGAUCACUUGCUGUUAACUAGUCCCUUCUGCCCACUGUUUUCCAUAGUUGUGCCUCUUGUCUUAUGUUACAACUACCCCAAACUAGACUAUUACAGCCCUACUAGGGGGGACACCACUACUAUCUUAGGAGCAGCAGCCGGAGCAACAGUGGGAUUUUGGUUAAACAACCAGUACGCUGCACCAGUCUAUGCCAGCAAAACUUUUCAGCUUGGAUUUCCUCUGAUCACCACUAAAGUGGUGGUUGUGCUAGCCAGGUUCCUUGUAGGCAUCUUAGUUGUUCUGCUGACGCGCUGGCUCAUGAAGAACGCGGUCCUUGGCGUGCUGAGUUAUCAGUACAAGUUUCCCAUCCGUGACCUGGAGGCCCGGAGACGACUGGAAGUUGAAGUGCCCUAUAAGUUCAUCACGUACUCCUCAGUUGGCUUCACGGCUACCGUGAUUGUGCCGCUGCUGCAUGAGCUGUUGGGGCUGCAGUGAGCUCAGCGCCUUCCUCACCGAGUGACGGGCGGCACCACCACUUCAGAGACGCGAGAACUCCAUCACGGCUGGUGGCUUAACCAAAAAGUGUUUUGUGCCUUUCUGUGCACUGGUGUGGUGGGUCGACUGUGGCUGGAUGCCAGGGGCUCACCAAAGCCUCUCUGUCACUCCUCAGCUGGGCAGGGGAGAGAAUAUAAAAAGAGAGGUCGUUGGUUGAGACAAGGACGGGGAGAGAUCUCCCAGCACUUACAGUCACAGGCA
Messenger RNA from Empidonax traillii (willow flycatcher), 1449 nucleotides. It is a transcript of the gene SGPP2, whose product is annotated as sphingosine-1-phosphate phosphatase 2. Lineage: Eukaryota; Metazoa; Chordata; Aves; Passeriformes; Tyrannidae. The record is from RefSeq and is a predicted model, not a curated record. Bases 1 to 1188 code for a protein of 395 amino acids. Gene Ontology annotation, cellular component: endoplasmic reticulum membrane. The transcript has 5 exons. Gene Ontology annotation, molecular function: sphingosine-1-phosphate phosphatase activity. Gene Ontology annotation, biological process: sphingosine metabolic process; phospholipid dephosphorylation.